UCACAUCUAUAUUUAACCAAUAGUUUGACUUCGAUCAUAACCACCGUGACUGAGUACUGAACUAGUGCAUGAUCUUAUCAUUAAGUGAUGAGUGCACCUUUGGAGGAUCUUGUUAAGGAGUGGCUUCGCCUCGACCCAAAUGAAUCUACAAGAAAGGAUGUGGAACACCUGUGGAAUGAUAACGCCGUGGACGAGUUGGAAAGACGUAUGAGGACACGCAUAGAAUUCGGCACCGCAGGUCUGAGGGGAAAGAUGGAGGCUGGAUGGUCUCGGAUGAAUGACCUAAUCGUGAUUCAGGCAUCCCAGGGCUUGUGCGCGUAUGUCCUCGAACACGUUGAGAAUGCUGCUACCCGUGGAGUAGUCGUAGGACAUGACCACCGGCACAACUCAGAGAGAUGGGCUCAGCUUACUACAGCUGCUUUCAUCGCCAACAAUGUCAAGGUUUACCUGCACAAUGGACUGGUACACACUCCGAUGGUUCCGUUUUCCGUAAAAGCGCUCAAUGCAGCCUGUGGAGUCAUGAUCACAGCAAGUCAUAACCCGAAGCAAGACAAUGGUUACAAGGUUUAUUGGGAAAAUGCAGUCCAAAUCAUAGGGCCGCACGAUGUUGGAAUCGCACAGUCCAUUAUGCAACAUUUGGAGCCCAGAGUGCAUGAUGCUUCUCAAGUAAUUGAAUCGGGCCUGUGCUUCGAUUAUACGGAGGAGAUGAAAAAAGGGUACUUCCAUUCUCUCAGUAAUCUGCGCGCAAAGAUAUUAUCAUUUGACGGAGCUUCAGUGGCGUUUGUAAACACAUCCAUGCAUGGCGUUGGGGAUCCAUUUGCAUCUCGAGCCUUCGAAAUUGCCGGAUUUCUGCCUUAUACGCCUGUCAAAGAACAACAACACCCUGAUCCCGAAUUUCCAACGGUGAAGUUCCCAAACCCUGAAGAAAAGGCCAUAGCCACGGCGAACGCUAAAGGGGCAUCGUACGUCCUUGCACAGGACCCGGAUGCAGAUCGCUUCUCUGCGGCUGAAAAUUGUGACGGAAAGUGGGUGACAUUCACUGGUGAUCAACUCGGAACAUUGUUUGCCUAUCAUGUAUUCGAGACCUACAAAGCUUCCAGCAAGCCAAUAGGCAAGUUGGCCAUGGUUGCUUCGACAGCCAUGGCGCAAGUCGAAGGGUUUCGCUUUGUUGAUUGUCUUACAGGCUUCAAGUUCAUUGGCAAUACUGCUCUAGAUCUUGUCCAGGCCGGGUAUGAAGUACCAUUUGGAUAUGAGGAAGCCAUAGGGUACAUGUUUGGCUCUGAAAUCAGAGAUAAAGAUGGGGUGGCCGCAACUAUGGUAUUUGCACAACUUGCUGCAAGCUUACGGGCGCGAGGCACCACAGUAAGCGCGCAUUUGCAAGAACUAUAUCGAAGAUAUGGAUAUUUCGAGACGAGCAACAGCUAUUUCGUCUGCACUGAUCCUCUUGUCAUAGAUAAUAUCUUUAGAAAGAUUCGCUCUUCUGGUGAUAUGGACGCUCCUAUCCGUCCGCAAUUGGCGGGUUGCAGGAUACGGAGCGUUGUCGAUCUAACGGAAGGGCACGGCUACGAUAGCACGAACGCACCCACUUAUCAGCCCAAAUUACCGUUGUCCUUGGGACAUAUGAUUCAGUUCAGAGCAUCAUCCGAUUCAGACGACUCUCGGAUUGUCCUGACAAUUAGGACAAGUGGGACCGAACCAAAGAUCAAGUACUACCUCGAAGGCAGUGGGAGCAACCGCCAAGCUGUGCAUAGCUUACUUGGUGGUGUAGUAGAUGAUCUAGCAGAAGAUUGGAUGAAUGCCGCUGAGAACGGACUAGGUCGGCCAUGAUUAUAUCGUAAACUCAUUUCAUGUUGUUUGUCACAUUAUUCUGUACUGUAGCCAUAAAGCCCAAACGCUCGCCGCGUGCACAAGCUGAAGUGUAAUGACAUGGCUUGGCAGUGGAUCCGCAAGAUGGACUAGGAC
This is a messenger RNA of Suillus subaureus, 1962 nucleotides long. RefSeq lists its product as uncharacterized. The record is from RefSeq and is a predicted model, not a curated record. The transcript is spliced from 22 exons. NCBI's taxonomy places the organism in Eukaryota, Fungi, Basidiomycota, Agaricomycetes, Boletales, Suillaceae. The coding region runs from base 88 to 1827 and encodes 579 amino acids. Gene Ontology annotation, molecular function: phosphopentomutase activity; magnesium ion binding. Gene Ontology annotation, biological process: carbohydrate metabolic process; purine ribonucleoside salvage.